Lindgomyces ingoldianus is the source of this 1746-nucleotide messenger RNA. RefSeq names its product alcohol oxidase. The transcript is spliced from 5 exons. Gene Ontology annotation, molecular function: flavin adenine dinucleotide binding; oxidoreductase activity, acting on CH-OH group of donors. The coding region runs from base 1 to 1725 and encodes 574 amino acids. NCBI's taxonomy places the organism in Eukaryota, Fungi, Ascomycota, Dothideomycetes, Pleosporales, Lindgomycetaceae. The record is from RefSeq and is a predicted model, not a curated record.
AUGUCUACAUACGAGGAUGGUCUCGAGUACGACAUCAUCUUUGCUGGAGGAGGAACAUCUGCCUGUGUAGCUGCAGGUCGUCUCGCUAAAGCAGGUCCCAACCUUACUAUCCUUAUAAUUGAACGCGGCAGGAACAACCUCAACGACCCAAUUAUUACCAAUCCUAACGCUAUCUUCUACCAGGCAGAAAGCGAGCCAGCACUCAAUGGCCAAGCACGUAUCGUUGCGGCCGGAGGCGUGCUCGGAGGUGGUAGCUCCAUUAACGCCAUGAUGUAUGCACGUGCCCAAGGUGUUGAUUUUGAUAGCUUCAGGACCGAUGGCUGGGAUAGCAAGAACUUAGUGGAAUACGUAAAGAAGCUAGAGACAGUUCACCUUGAUGAUCAACUUCUUGAGAAAUCCACACACGGCUUCUCUGGUCCUGUGAACGUUACCUUCGGCACUCAUGCACCUAAAGGCCCCCAGGAUGACUUUCUAGUCGCCGCGGAGUCAUAUGGAAUCCCUGAGAUUCACGACUUACAGGACUUCAAGGCGAUUGGUGGUUUCAAUCGAAGUGCAAAGUUUAUAGGACUGGAUGGGAAAAGGCAAGACGCGGUGCAUUGCUAUGUGAAUCCUCUAAUGGCCGAUGGCAACCACCAGAAUCUCCACACCCUCGCCGAGAGCAAGGUCAGCCGUGUUAUAUUUGAAGGCAAUCAUGCAUUUGGUGUUGAGUAUAAGCCCGAGAAGACCUUUCUUCAGCAGGGGACUAGCCUCACUAAAGGGAUCGCAAAGACAAUUAAGGCUAGGAAGCUAGUAGUCGUUUCUGCGGGCGCUCUCGGGACACCAUCUAUUCUAGAGCGAUCUGGUGUCGGGAACAAGGAGCUUCAAGCUGGGGUGGAUAUCCUACUCGUUUCCAAUCUUCCAGGUGUAGGUGAAAAUUAUCAAGACCAUCACUUCCUCUUACCCACGUAUAAAACGAGCCUCGGAGCCGACGAAACCUUGGAUGGCCUCAUUACCGGCCGCCGAGACUUUGUCAAAGCUCUCGGGGAACGAGAUUCUAUUCUGGGCUGGAACGGAAUUGAUAUCGGAGGCAAAUUGCGGAUGACUAACGAAGAAGUAGCCACCCUAGGCCCAGAAUUCAAGACGAUGUGGGACAAAGACUUUGCAAACUGUCCGAAAAGGCCGAUCAUGCUGAUGGGCGUGAUUGCUGGCUUGAUGGGCGACCAUAAGAUGCUGGAUGAAGGACCAGAUGGCGUCCAACAGUAUGUCACUAUGGCAUCGUAUACGCCUUAUCCCUACCCCCUUUGGGCGUACAAGAAGGGUCGUGAUAUUUAUCGGCGUACCAACGCCUUCGAGGGGGAGGUGGCCACAGGGCAUCCCAAGUUUCGCGAAGGCAGCCGGGCUGCAUUGUCAGAAGGUCCGUUGAAGACGAGUGGCUUUUGUAGUGUCAAGGAUCGCAGCAGGAUUCCCCCAGUUGAAUACGAUGAGGAGGACAAUCGAGCAAUCGAGGACUUUGUUCGUGCAAAUGUGCAGACGACGUGGCAUUCACUUGGAACGUGUAAGAUGGCGCCAAGAGAUGAAGGUGGGGUUGUGGAUAAGUAUCUAAAUGUGUAUGGGACACGGGGAUUAAAGUGUGCGGAUUUAUCCAUUAUUCCUGAGAAUAUCGGUGCGAACACUAACAACAUGGCUCUCAUUGUGGGCGAGAAGGCCGCCGAUAUCAUUGGCAAAGUGUUUGGUCUUGUCGUUUGACUUUUGGAGGCUUGAUAGAAA